Molecule: messenger RNA, 2014 nt
Organism: Cervus elaphus (red deer)
Lineage: Eukaryota; Metazoa; Chordata; Mammalia; Artiodactyla; Cervidae
Product: sialic acid-binding Ig-like lectin 14
Exons: 7
Coding region: 92-1246 (384 amino acids)
Biological process (GO): cell adhesion
Cellular component (GO): plasma membrane
Molecular function (GO): sialic acid binding
Source: RefSeq, a predicted model, not a curated record
UGCUGGGGCUUCCUCGUUCCCUCCCCACAUUCGGGGCGCCUCCCUCCCCAGCAGAGGGACCCGAACCGGCUCUGUGCUGGCUGAUGCCGACAUGGGGCCCCUGCUGCUGCUGCCCCUGCUCUGGGGGGGGUCCCUGCAGGAGCUUCCAGGGUUCGAGCUCCGAGUGCAGGAAUCCGUGACGGUGCAGGCGUGCAUGGACGUCCGCGUGUCCUGCUCCUUCUCCUACCCCGCGAAUUGGGGGUAUUGGCCUGUUGUGACCUCCAUCUACUGGUUCCGGGAAGGGGACACCCCACACGAUGAUGCUGUGGCCACAAACGACCGAAAGAAACGAGUGAAACCAGAGACCCGGGGCCGAUUCCGCCUCGUCGGGGACCCCAGGGACAAGGACUGCUCCCUGAGCAUCGAAGAGGCCAGGAUAAGCGACUCAGGAGUCUACUACUUGCGAGUGGAGAGAGGACCUAAUGAGAAAUAUAGUUACCAUGAUAAGAAGCUGAAUUUGCAGGUGACAGGUAUGAGAGGGGAAACCGACAUCCAGUUUGUGGAGCCUCUGGAGUCCGGCCUCCCCACACAGCUGACCUGCAGCCUGUCACUGGUCUGUGCUGGGCGAAAGCCUCUCCUGUUCUCCUGGGCGGGGGAUGCCCUUGACGAGAUGGACCCAGAGACCCUCCACUCCUCGGAGCUCACCCUCACCCCGAGGCCCCAGGACCACGACAGCAAACUCACCUGUCGGGUGACACUCCAGGGAGCGCAGGUGACCCUGGAGAGAACCGUCCAGCUCAACGUCUCCUAUGCUCCGAGGAACAUCCACAUCAGCCUCUCCUUCAGAAACGUCACAGCCCUCAAGAUUCUGCAGGACACCUCGUCCCUUCUUGUCUCAGAGAGCCCAGCACUGCAGCUGCUGUGUGUUGCUGACAGCAACCCCCCUGCACAGCUGGGCUGGUUCCAGGGGUCCCCAGCCCUGGAGACCGCCCCCAUAACCAGCACCGGGAUCCUGGUGAUGCCCCAAGUAGGAGCUGGAAUUGAAGGAGAAUUCACCUGCCAAGCGCAGAAUCCUCUGGGCUCCCAGCAAGUUUCCUUCAGCCUCUCUGUGCAGAAAGGCCCCCCUUCCUGCAGCUGUGAGACUGAGGAGCCGCAGGGCUCCUGGCCCCUGGUCGUCACCCUGAUCAGAGGGGCCCUCAUGGGGGCUGGCUUCCUCCUCACCUAUGGCCUCACCUGGACCUACUACACCAGGUGUGGCGGCCACUAGGGAGCUGGGCUGAGGGGUGUGGCUGAGCCUCUCUCCCUGUCAUGACGAGAUUCACCUGAGGAAGCAGAGCCCAGAGGAGAGACGUGGGGACAUCACUGUGUGCUUUUUCCUGGAAACUCUUACCUCCAGCCCUGUGUCGUUUGCAUCCAUGAGUCUUUAUUUGUAGAGAUGACUUGUGACAGCAGGAAGAGUCAAUACCAUUGAAAGGAAACUUUCUGACUUACCUCGCUUAGUAUGAGGUUACUCAUGGUUUUGCAAGUAUCAAUAAUUCAUUGUUGGUUUUGCUUGGAUUUUGUCUUGAAAAUGGUAUUUUACAUAUGACUAUUCCUCCAGUUAUGUAUGGACUCUAAAAUACGAUGACAUUGCAUUUGUUUGCAAAUUUUGGCUCAUUCAAAGUAAUGUUGAUGUGAAUGGUAUGAUGAAAAGAGGAGGGCUAGCACUUUUCUCCUGGUGGGUGUGGAACUGCUUCAUCAUAAAGUUGGCAUAUAUUUAGUUCUAGAAGGUAGCCUGAGAGAAUUCUUUUGAGUCGUUAGAUGAGUCUGUAUCCCAUGGUCAUACAUGAGGGCUCUGAGCUUUCUACACCCUCAGCAGCACUUGUAUUACCCACAUGCUCAGCUUUCAGGGCUGCGCUCCUCUGUGGCAGUAUCUCCUUGCCUUUUUAGUUUAUUUCCCUCAUGUGCAAUGAUGUUGAGCCAUUUGAAUAUCUUCUUGAGUGAAAUUCCUGUUUGGAUCUUUGCCCAUUUAAAAAUAAAAAUUGGGCAGUCUUUU